AUGGCCGUCUACGCCCUCACGGGUUUCUCGCUCAUCAGCCUGCUCAGCUUUGGCUAUUUAUCUUGGGACUGGAUGAAGCCCAGUUUGGUGGCCGACGUGGCCACGGACCCCAUGGAGAAAUCACUGCCUCCCACCUUCACCAGGCCACCCCACAUCAUCUUCAUUCUGACCGAUGACCAGGGCUACCAUGACAUCGGCUAUCACGGCUCAGAUAUCCAGACGCCGACGCUGGACAGGCUGGCAGCGGAGGGUGUGAAGCUGGAGAACUACUACAUCCAGCCCAUCUGCACCCCAUCUCGGAGCCAGCUGAUAACUGGCAGGUACCAGAUCCACACAGGACUGCAGCACUCCAUCAUCCGCCCUCGGCAGCCCAACUGCCUGCCCCUUGACCAGGUCACCCUGCCACAGAAGCUGCAGGAAGCAGGCUACUCCACACAUAUGGUGGGCAAGUGGCACCUUGGCUUCUACAAGAAGGAGUGUCUGCCCACUCGCCGGGGCUUUGACACCUUCCUGGGCUCCCUGACAGGCAAUGUGGAUUACUACACCUACGACAACUGCGACGGGCCGGGCGUCUGUGGCUACGACCUGCACGAAGGGGAGGACGUGGCUUGGGACCAGAGUGGGAAGUAUUCCACCUUCCUCUACGCCCAGCGCGUCGGCAAGAUCCUGGCAUCCCACAGCCCAAAGGAGCCCAUCUUCAUCUAUGUGGCCUUCCAAGCUGUCCACACGCCCCUGCAGUCCCCCAAGGAGUACAUCUACCGCUACCGCUCCAUGGGAAAUGUCGCCCGCCGCAAGUACGCGGCCAUGGUGACCUGCAUGGAUGAGGCGGUGAAGAACAUCACCUGGGCCCUCAAAAAGUAUGGUUAUUAUGACAACAGUGUCAUUGUGUUCUCCACGGACAAUGGUGGGCAGACCUUCUCUGGUGGAAGCAACUGGCCACUACGGGGUCGUAAAGGGACGUACUGGGAGGGGGGAGUGCGUGGCAUUGGUUUUGUCCACAGUCCGCUGAUCAAGCGCAAGCGUCGGACAAGCUGGGCACUGGUUCACAUCACAGACUGGUACCCGACACUGGUCAGCCUGGCCAGGGGCAACCUGAGCAAUGUCCAAGGCUUGGAUGGCUAUGAUGUCUGGCCUGCUAUCAGUGAGGGCAAGGAGUCGCCACGCACCGAAAUCCUGCACAACAUUGACCCCUUGUACAACCAUGCCAAGUACGGCUCCUUGGAGGAUGGCUUUGGCAUCUGGAACACGGCUGUGCAAGCUUCCAUCCGGGUUGGGGAGUGGAAGCUCCUCACUGGCGAUCCAGGGUACAGUGACUGGAUACCCCCACAGACCCUGACCAACUUCCCGGGGAGCUGGUGGAACCUGGAGCGUCUCACUGAUGGCCUGAGGAAAUCCGUGUGGCUCUUCAACAUCACCGCUGACCCCUACGAGCGCUACGACCUCUCAGAGCAGCGCCCAGACGUGGUCAGGACCCUCCUGAUGAGGUUGGUGCACUACAACCGGACAGCCAUCCCGGUGCGGUACCCUGCAGAGAACCCCCGUGCUCACCCAGACUUCAAUGGUGGUGCCUGGGGACCUUGGGCCAGUGAGGAUGAUGGGGAGGAGUGGGAAGGCGGCCGAGAACCCCUAAAAAGCAGGAACAAGAAGAAGAAAUGUAAGAUCUGCAAGCUGCGCUCGUUCUUCCGCAAGCUGAACACCAGGCUCAUGUCCAACCGCAUCUGA
Messenger RNA from Cinclus cinclus, 1722 nucleotides. It is a transcript of the gene ARSI, whose product is annotated as arylsulfatase family member I. The transcript is spliced from 2 exons. The coding region runs from base 1 to 1722 and encodes 573 amino acids. Lineage: Eukaryota; Metazoa; Chordata; Aves; Passeriformes; Cinclidae. The record is from RefSeq and is a predicted model, not a curated record.